This is a messenger RNA of Paraglomus occultum, 1044 nucleotides long. The record is from the annotation of a GenBank genome assembly. Lineage: Eukaryota; Fungi; Glomeromycota; Glomeromycetes; Paraglomerales; Paraglomeraceae.
AUGCCAUCUAGAACAUUUCUAUCGUCAUCCUUUAGAGAUGAUGUUGAAUUCGUAAAGCCAAGCUGUCGUAGUCAUCCGGCUGAAGUGACUAUACAACACUGGCAAUUGCGUGAUCUUCUUAGCUGUGCGCGAUCUAGAGACGAGUUUACGUACGUAUGUGGUAAUAACGUAAUUUCGUAUAAUGUUACAACACAGCAGAGUUCUCCAUUGUUGAGUGAUUUGACAUUUAUUCCCACUUGCAUAGCUGUAGGUUCUGGGUACUUGGCUGUCGGUGGUCAGCGGGGUCAAGUAAUGAUGAAGCAUAUAGACGAUGAUUGGUGUCUCCCAAAAUCAGUCGGUGGCUCGAUAAACAACUCCAUUAGUAUCUCGGCUCAUCCAACAGGUACACGAAUGCUUAUCAGCAACAACGAUCAGACCAUAAAAGUAUAUUCAUUGCCAGCCAUGGAACAAAUCACUACUAUCAAAUUCCCAACUGCAAUUAACUAUGGUAAAGCACAAAUACAUGAAAGCUCCUCUGUUAGUCCGGAUGGUCGUAAGAUGGUCGCCGUGGGAGAUUCGAAUCAAGUGUUUUUAUUUGAUGUAUCGGCUAAUGGAGAUUACGAGAGAAUAGCUACUUACACAGCAACCUCGGAUGCGGGAUUUUCUUGCGCAUGGAACCAAUACUCGGGAAAAUUUGCGGUUGCUAAUCAAGAUGGUUACAUUAGCGUCUGGGAUAUACGACAUAGCGACAAACUAUGUAAAAUACCUACUAAACAAGACUCUCAGAUCAAGGGAGCUGCUCGAUCAGUGAAGUUCUCUCCCAGUGGAUCUGUUGAUCUUUUGAUGUUCAGUGAGCACGUAUCAUAUGUGCAUUUGGUCGAUGCGCGUACUUUCUGCGAAAGACAGGCUCUGCGUAUUGCACCUCAGCACUACGAUCAGCAUAUUUCUGGUAUUACAUUCACACCCGACAGCUCCCGGAUCUUUGUUGGGGUUGAGCAUUCUGUGUUGGAAUAUGAAGUUGACACGGUGUUGAGGAGAAGUUUUCCGGCAGGUUCUUUAAUCUAA